UCUUAUCUUUCCUUUAAUCGCCUGCUCUGCUCCAUCAUCAUUCAUAUGCGCGCUCGCAGCAACUACCAUUUAUAUAAAAACAAAUCCUCAAUAUAUAAUUAUUAUUUAUUUGUUCAAUGAAAAGCCUCUCUUCAAAUCUGCUUCUCUAUAUAUAUACAAACAGCACAGUUCACGUAACUAACCACCGCACAAAGGAACCAAAAAAGAAUCAAAGUCCUGCUUUUAAUUUUUUCUUUUAACUUUAUUUUCAAUCUAGAGAAAAGAAAAUCUCUCUCCCUUUGCUUGCGUUUGUGUUCGACCGAACUCUGGUGGUGGUAUUGUUUUCGAAUCAAUGGUGAUAGAGGAAGCAAACGAGAGCUGCGGCACGUCAUGGUCGUCUUCUCCGCUGGCGCAGAGCCGGCAACAGCGACAGAAACUCGACGCCUACAAUGAGGUACUUCGUCGCCUUAAACAAUUGAACAUCGAAGAAGCCAAUCAGCCUCACUUUGAGGACGAACUCUGGACUCACUUCAAUCGUCUCCCCACUCGAUAUGCAUUGGAUGUGAAUGUGGAGAGAGCUGAAGAUGUUCUUAUGCACAAGAGAUUACUACAUUUGGCUCAUGAUCCAGAUAACCGACCCGCAAUUGAGGUCCGACUUGUACAGGUUCCACCAAUGCAUGAUCGGAAUGCAGCUGAUUCUGUUGUUCCAACCUCUCCAAGGGAGGUAGCUGCCCAGGGUUCAUCAAGACAAAGCGUACAUCCACCACCUGCUUUUGGUUCGUCACCUAAUCUGGAAGCACUGGCAAUUGAAGCAAAUAAAUCUGAAGAUAUAGAUGGGGAUAAUUCUGUACAUGCCAAUGCACAAUUUUCUCGGUCCCUGCAUGAAAUUACUUUUUCAUCAGAUGACAAGCCAAAACUUCUAAGUCAGUUGACUGCAUUACUAGCUGAUAUUGGGCUAAACAUUCAAGAAGCACACGCGUUUUCCACAGUUGAUGGCUUCUCCUUAGAUGUCUUUGUGGUUGAUGGUUGGCCAUAUGAGAACCUGCUUGACAGACUUGGUGUUGGAAACUGGCAGGAGACAGAGCAGCUUAGAGUUACAUUGGAAAAGGAAGUUUUUAGGAUGGAGAAGCUGGGUUGGUUCAGUAAUCGCUCAUCAUCUCCCACUAGUGAGCCUGAGGAAACACCAAUGAAAUGUGAUCCUGAACAUUUGGAAAUACCUAAUGAUGGGACUGAUGUCUGGGAAAUUGAUCCUGAACAGCUAAAGUUUGGGAAUAAAGUUGCAUCUGGGUCAUAUGGUGAUCUGUACAAAGGUACAUACUGUAGUCAGGAAGUGGCCAUUAAAGUCCUUAAACCCGAGCGUAUAAAUUCAGAUUUGCAGAAAGAGUUUGCUCAGGAAGUCUUUAUCAUGAGGAAGGUGCGGCAUAAGAAUGUUGUACAAUUCAUAGGUGCAUGCACCAAGCCCCCAAGCUUGUGCAUCGUAACAGAAUUUAUGUCUGGUGGAAGUGUGUAUGAUUACCUGCACAAGCAGAAGGGUGUUUUCAAGCUCCCAUCCUUAAUUAAAGUAGCGAUAGAUGUUUCUAAAGGAAUGAACUACUUGCACCAAAACAAUAUCAUACAUAGGGAUUUGAAAGCUGCCAAUCUUUUGAUGGAUGAAAAUGAAGUGGUGAAGGUAGCCGAUUUUGGUGUUGCUAGAGUGAAAGCUCAAUCUGGAGUUAUGACUGCUGAAACUGGGACAUAUCGAUGGAUGGCUCCUGAGGUUAUUGAACACAAGCCAUAUGAUCACAAGGCUGACGUAUUUAGUUUCGGAAUUGUAUUGUGGGAAUUGCUCACUGGAAAGCUUCCAUACGAAUAUUUGACACCAUUACAAGCAGCUGUUGGGGUGGUCCAAAAGGGUCUACGGCCUACAAUCCCGAAGAAUGCUCAUCCGAAGCUAGCCGAGCUGCUUGAAAAAUGCUGGCAGCAAGAUCCGGCAUUAAGACCUGACUUUUCCGAAAUUAUUGAGGUUCUGCAGCAAAUUGCUAAGGAGUUAUUGAAAUAGGUUGGAGAUGGUGAGCAAGAGCGUCGGAAAGAGAGAUCAUCUGGAGGAUUCCUGUCCAUGCUUCGAAGAGGCCACCACUGAAAUUGACUGGAGACAAUACUGAUUAUGUUAAUGAGCUGGAUAUAAGUUAAAUUGUGUAGUCCUUUUUUAAGCAGCUUCCUUUUCAUCAUCAUGUACAGUAUCUUUUUUUGGGUCAGAGAUAGAAGGUCUUGUCGUUUGAUUAUAUUUUGAUUUGUUUGGGUUGUGUAUUCAUUUAUUGAGCACCAUUUGCUUACCUUUAAGGCAUGAUGAAGUAAAGUUGCAGAGCGGAGGAAGAUUGACAUGA
This is a messenger RNA of Mangifera indica (mango), 2342 nucleotides long. RefSeq names its product serine/threonine-protein kinase STY46-like. Gene Ontology annotation, molecular function: ATP binding; protein kinase activity. Gene Ontology annotation, biological process: protein phosphorylation. The coding region runs from base 332 to 2017 and encodes 561 amino acids. NCBI's taxonomy places the organism in Eukaryota, Viridiplantae, Streptophyta, Magnoliopsida, Sapindales, Anacardiaceae. The transcript has 16 exons. The record is from RefSeq and is a predicted model, not a curated record.